AUGUCAUCAGGCUUCGUUUCCGCCGGAACAAACGAGAAACCCAUCGAGCGGGAUGAUGAGUGGCUUCGAGCGGAGCAGGAGCUCGAGGAAGAGCGGAGACGAAAGGCCGAAAUAGGGAAGCAAGAUGGGGGCAAAAGUCUCUUUGAGGUAUUGGAGCGCAAUAAAAUGGCCAAACAAGAAGCUUUUGAAGAGAAGUCCCGUCUCAGAAACCAAUUCCGUUCCCUCGAUGAAGACGAAGUCGAAUUCCUAGAUUCUGUUCUCGAGUCAACACGCGCCCAGGAGGCCGCUGUGAAGAAGGAGACAGCGGAGCAACUUGAGGCCUUCCGCCGACAACGCGAGGAGGCACAAAAAGCGCUACUAGAAUCAACAUCGCCGGAUAUGGUACCCGUGCAAAAAGAAGAUUGGGCCGCACUAGCUCGCAAGAGACGACGUGAUAAACAAAGAGACUCAUUGAUUCCAGGGAAGAAGCGCAAGGCUUCAACUACCGAGAACGCCGCUGGGAAGGACACAAACAACGGGAAAGACUCGCAGAAACAGGCUGGAAUUGGCAGUUCAAAUACCAAGAAGCUGGAAGAAGACAGUUCAAAAUCCAAGACAGCCGCACCUACAACUUCCACUACGGCUUCUGAAACGCCCAAGGUGGUGACAGAUACAGAGAAGGGACAACUAAAGACAAUCUCGACGAAGGCAACCCCUGUUUCGCUUGGCUUGGGGGGAUACAGCUCGGACUCGGAAUGA
This is a messenger RNA of Penicillium vulpinum, 738 nucleotides long. RefSeq names its product PSME3-interacting protein. The record is from RefSeq and is a predicted model, not a curated record. The transcript is spliced from 2 exons. Bases 1 to 738 code for a protein of 245 amino acids. Gene Ontology annotation, cellular component: nucleus. Lineage: Eukaryota; Fungi; Ascomycota; Eurotiomycetes; Eurotiales; Aspergillaceae.